This is a messenger RNA of Aureobasidium pullulans EXF-150, 1142 nucleotides long. Its product is annotated as MFS general substrate transporter. Lineage: Eukaryota; Fungi; Ascomycota; Dothideomycetes; Dothideales; Saccotheciaceae. The coding region runs from base 97 to 945 and encodes 282 amino acids. Gene Ontology annotation, molecular function: transmembrane transporter activity. The transcript has a single exon. The record is from RefSeq and is a predicted model, not a curated record. Gene Ontology annotation, biological process: transmembrane transport. Gene Ontology annotation, cellular component: fungal-type vacuole membrane.
GUACGGCAGUGAGUCCUAUUUGAUGUGUUGCUGCGCGAGACCUGGAGUUAACAUGCGAUAACUGGCUACCUCAUCAUCUUCUAUCCGGUUGUAAGCAUGGUUAACGAAUGGUGGGUAGCUCGUCGCGGCCUUGCUUGGGGUAUUCUACUCGGCUCCUCCGGUGCAUCUGGAGUCGCAUAUCCGUUCAUCAAUGAAGCAUUACUGCACAAGUACGGUUACAAGACCACCCUCCGAGCUAUGGCUGUGGCUUCGAUCAUCAUGACCGGCCCACUACUUCCUUCUAUGAAAAGACGCCUUCCUGCUUCCCACACCAACGCUCUCGCCAGAACGGACUGGAGCUUUCUAAAGAAGCCAAUCUUUUGGUUGUAUAUCUUGUCGACAAUGUCCCAAAGUUUGGGCUUCUAUCUACCAUCUCUGUAUUUGCCAUCUUAUGCCGCUACUGUGGGGCUAAGCUCGAGAAUGGGAGCCACACUGAUUGCACUCAUGAAUGUGUCCUCGGUCCUUGGCCAGUUCACCUAUGGCUACCUUUCCGACGGUCGCUUCCCGCUCAAUGCUCUUCUUCUUUCCACAAUGCUGGUGUCGACGAUUGUCGCGUUGACUCUUUGGGGAUUGGCAAAGUCGCUCGCUGCACUGGUCGUCUUCGCUAUAAUCUAUGGCUUUUUCGCCUACGCUUAUCUCGCCAUGAGAGUGCGCAUGGGUACAGCUGUUGCGACUGAACAAAGCGAUUCGAUGACCAUGUUCUGUCUGUUUUCCUUCGCUCAAGGUAUUGGUAAUGUGCUUGCUGGACCCAUCAGUAGUGCGCUGCUGAUCUCGGACACCAACAACCAUGAUUACGGAUACACCAGAUACAAAGCCUUGGUCAUCUUUACUGGAGCCGCAAUGUCGGCGAGUGCAGUCUUUAUCGCAUUAUCAUACCUCGCACCUUCGAAGCGGAACACUAGAUGAUCAUUGGAAUUCCCUCCCUCAAUCUCUGCCAUUACUCGAGCUAGACAUUAUUACGUUUACAUGAUUCCAUCACCAUUACCUCUAGAAGAUUUUACAGCAACAUCAUAGCUCCGGCGACAACAGCGAGCAAUCCCUCACUAACAGCAACAGCAUUGGCACCGCCCGUUUGCCCAGUCGAAGUCGAAGCAGCAGAGGCA